CAAGGGGAGAGAGAGGACAUGUGAAUGCCAAUAGCGAAAGCAUUUGUAGGAGGGAGAGGAUUUUAAAGAAUGAUGGCCGCUGGAUUUCAUUCCACUCAUUCGAUUUUCCUGGUCCUGCUCCUGUGCAUGUCUUGCUGGAGGUCCGCUGAGGGAGGGAAGCUGUUAGUAGUUCCAUUGGAUGGUAGUCACUGGCUCAGUUUGCGGACAGUGCUGCUGGAAAAAAUUGAGAAGAGAGGGCAUGAAAUAGUAGUUGUUUCACCAGAUGUAAGUGAGCGGAUCAAACUGAAUCCAUCAUACACCUUGAAACAGUAUCCUGUGGCUAUCCAAAGAGAACAUGUGGACUCGGAGAUCAGUUAUUUUGCUAAAUUUCUAUUUUCAAAUCAAACAUUCGUGAGAAAAUAUUUUGGUCUGUAUAGAUUAACAGCAGCCAUAAACUCGCUGGCAAUAUCUGCAUGCAGAAACAUUUUUAUCAACCAAGACCUGAUGAAGUAUUUGGAAGACAGUAAAUUUGAUGCCAUCCUUUUAGAUCCGAGUUACCCUUGUGGCCAAAUUUUGGCAGAGCAUUUGUCUCUUCCAACUGUGUACUUUAUCCUAACUCUUUUAUGUGGGCUUGAGGCAGAGGCUUCUCAAUGUCCAACCCCCUUUUCUUUUGUUCCCCGUGAUUUUUCAAGCAAUUCAGACCACAUGACAUUCUUGCAGCGUGUAAAUAACGUCUUUUUCGGUGUGGUGCAAUAUCUGUUUUGUUUCUCACUCUACACCUCAUAUGAGAAUCUGGCCCGAGAAUUUCUUCAGCGAGAUGUGACCCUGAAAGAGCUCCUCAGUCAUGGCUCAGUUUGGCUGUACAGGUCCGACUUUGUCUUUAACUACCCAAAGCCAGUGAUGCCCAACAUGGUCUUUGUCGGAGGAAUCAAUUGUAUGGUGAGAAAUCAACUAUCUCAGGAAUUUCAGGACUAUGUGAAUGAUUCUGGGGAACAUGGAAUUGUGGUCUUCUCUUUGGGUUCAAUGGUCUCAGAAAUUCCAGUGAAGAAAGCAAUGGAAAUUGCUGAAGCUUUGGGACGAAUACCUCAAACAGUCCUCUGGAGGUAUACUGGAAAACCACCAGCAAAUCUUGCAAAAAACACCAAACUUGUGAAGUGGCUACCUCAGAAUGAUCUGCUUGCUCACCCCAAGACCCGGGCCUUUAUCACUCACGCUGGCUCCCAUGGCAUAUACGAGGGAAUAUGUAAUGGAGUUCCAAUGGUGUUGUUGCCGUUAUUUGGCGAUCAAAUGGAUAACGCUAAACGCGUUGAGUCCCGAGGAGCAGGGGUGAUUCUGAACGUCCUGGAGAUGACAUCUGAAGAUUUAAGCAAUGCCUUGAAAACAGUCAUUACUGACAAAAGCUACAAAGAGAACAUCAUGCGUCUUUCGGCUCUUCACAAAGACCGACCUGUGGAGCCUCUUGACCUUGCCGUGCACUGGGUGGAAUUUGUGAUGAAGCAUAAAGGAGCCCCACAUCUGCGACCUGCUGCCCACGAUCUCAACUGGUUCCAGUAUCACUGCUUGGAUGUAAUCGGUUUCUUCCUGGUCAUUACGUUGAGCGUCUUCUUCAUCUUCUUUAAGUCUUGCAUGUUUUGCUUCAGGAAGUGUUUCCCAAAGAAAGAGAAAGCUAAGAAGUCCCAGAAAAACAAGUCGCACUGAGAGGUUCCAUCUCAUUGCUAGACCAGGAAGAAAAUGAACGUUUCUGUUCACACUGGGACAGCUGGACAUACACUUGAUGAAGCAGUAGUAAUAGCAUUUAUUAAGCACUUACUGUGUGCAGAGCACUGCACUAAAUGUUGGGAGGGAAUACACUCAAUUUUGAUAAAGAAGAGCAGAUCUUCUUCUUUUUAUCUUAACUAGUAAAACAAAAUUAAGACACGCUAAACUAUGAGGUUUUUUCCAAUGAAUCUUCAAUGAUGCACAGAGAGUCAAUCAUAUUUAUUUAGAGCUUACUGUGUGCAGAGCACUGUACUAAGCACUUGGGAGAGUACAGUACAACAAUAUAACAGACACAUUCCCUGCCCUCCACGAGAAAGUGAGUUUCCUUCUCUGAUGUAGCAGAUUUUGCUCUCGUUCUUAGACUGUGACCAACUAAUAUGUAAAGUUGUACAGUACCCACUUCAAUAAAUCCAUACCAAAUUUCUGAA
Ornithorhynchus anatinus (platypus) is the source of this 2165-nucleotide messenger RNA. RefSeq names its product UDP-glucuronosyltransferase 1A1-like. Lineage: Eukaryota; Metazoa; Chordata; Mammalia; Monotremata; Ornithorhynchidae. The transcript has 6 exons. Gene Ontology annotation, molecular function: UDP-glycosyltransferase activity. The coding region runs from base 70 to 1677 and encodes 535 amino acids. The record is from RefSeq and is a predicted model, not a curated record.